Molecule: messenger RNA, 3238 nt
Organism: Perca flavescens (yellow perch)
Lineage: Eukaryota; Metazoa; Chordata; Actinopteri; Perciformes; Percidae
Gene: srrt
Product: serrate RNA effector molecule homolog (Arabidopsis)
Exons: 16
Coding region: 829-3030 (733 amino acids)
Biological process (GO): mRNA processing; primary miRNA processing
Cellular component (GO): nuclear body
Source: RefSeq, a predicted model, not a curated record
UUGGCCUGAGCCUAUGGUGGGUGUGUCAUGGGAAAUUAAGUUAGUCAUAUUUAUUUGAUGGCUGAUAAGUCAAGUAUUUGCUGUAAAAACCCUAACAAGAGAAUAUUAUACCUCAACUUAGGCCUUUUUGACAUGUUCCACUCAUGUAAUAGGACCAGGCUCACACUAGUUUAUUACUAAUGACUUUUGUCACACUUGUAGUUUAAAAAGAAGAAAAUCAACCCCAAUGCAACCUUAGUGCACAUGUUUUGUUUGAUUGUAAAUGUGUUGUAAGAGUUUGGACAGAGGUUUCCAUAGGUGUUGAUAAAACCUAUGUCUGAAAUAAAGUCAGACAUAAUGUAUACUGUACCUGUAGCAGUGUAACAGCCCUGCCUUCUUCAUUAAGUUGAUCAAUAUAGCUAUAAAAGCACUCUCUAAAAAAUCUCUUCACAAUCACAUAACUGAUUUUAUUUGAACUUAUUUGUUAAGUUAUAUGUAGCUAUGAUCAAAAGUUAUUCCUCAUUGUUUGGGUUGAUUUUCUUUUUCUUAUUUAGCGUUUUAACCUUUCAAAUAUUUACAGUUGUAUAAUGCCUGUUAAUGCUUAUUACACUUAUUUCACAGGUGUCAUGCAAACUUUUUCUGUUUUGCCAUAACCCAUUUUUCUUCCCUUCCUACUACUACGUUGACGACGUUUUUUUGAAGAUGAGAAAAAGUGGAACUUAUCAGCAAGAAUCGCUCUUAGACAGCAAGGGCAUGCACUGCGCACAAUGCAGUUGCUCUUAGACACACAGUACCAGGGAUUUUAGAUAGACAGUCAAGUGGUCGCGCAUAGAGAAUUUUUUUUCUUUUAUGCUUUUUCUACACUACUUUCUUUUUAUAUUCGGAUCAAAUCGAAUCCCAAAACCGAAUUUGUGUGUAAACAGACACACCAUUGGGGUGAAGUGGAGCGUACUUUCACAGAAGAGAUCCCCUCUCUGUAUAUAUUUGUUAAUAAACUGGCAGAACAAAAGGUUCAGGUCCAAGUAUCACCCAGAUGAAGCCAGCCGACUUAAGGCAGAGGCCCAGAGUUCCUUGCACAACCGACUGAAUGUCUUCAUGUUCCUAAUGGAGAACAGCUGGUUUGAUAAUGUCUCCCUGGACAUUGAACACACCCCAGCCAUCAUCAAGGUUCUGGAUGCAGCUGUGAUAAAGAUGGAAGGAGGGACUGAUCAUGACCUUCGCAUCUUGGACCUGUCAUCUGAAGAGGAGGAAGAAAGGGAGAAGUCGGCAUCUGUUUCAGGGGGCACCGAACCUCCCAAGAGGGAAGACCUUAAAACCUUGGACGGUGACUGCAAACCUUCAGUAGAGAAAGACAAAAAUGGGAAGGAGGAGAGCGACUCUGCCGGCACAGAAAGAGCUGCUGCAACAGAAGGGCAGGAUGCGAAAGAGGAGUCAGAGAAAGAAGCUGUCAUAGAAGAAAUGGCUGAACCCAAGAAACCGAGAAGAAAGAGGAAGCGCAGCGGAGACAGCGACGAUGAAGCCAGUGCCUCAGAGAGUGACUCUGACUCGGAUUCAGACUCAAAUUCCAACUGCUCUGAUAAACCUGUGAAGAAGGAAGACAAAGAAGAGGAAGAGGAGGGUGAAGAAGAGAAACCAAAGGAGACUGCUGAAGAGGACAACAACAAAGAAGAAAAGAAACCCAAAGAUGACUCUCCCAGACCACGGCCUCUCCACAGAACCUGCUCUUUGUUCAUGAGAAGCAUUGCUCCCACCAUUUCCAAGGCUGAGAUUAUUGCUCUUUGCCGGCGAUACCCUGGCUUUCUGCGCGUUUGCUUGUCUGACCCUCAUCCAGAGCGCAGGUUUUUCAGGCGUUGCUGGGUAACGUUUGACCGUAGUGUCAACAUCAAAGAGGUUUGCUGGAACCUUCAGAAUAUUCGACUGCGAGACUGUGAACUGGCACCAGGCGUGAACCGGGACCUGGCCCGGAGGGUGCGUAAUGUUAAUGGCCUCACUCAGCACAAGCAGGUGCUCCGCAACGACAUCAAGCUGGCUGCCAAGCUCAUUCAUGCCUUGGAUGAGAAAGGAGACCUGUGGAGCAUCAAGUCCCAGGAAGAGAGGCACAGAGAGAGCACAGAGUUGCCAGCUCAGAACCCCAUCUUGAAGAACAUCACAGAUUAUCUGAUAGAGGAAGUGAGUGCUGAGGAGGAGGAGCUCCUGGGCUCUGGGAGUGGGAUGGAUUCAGAGGAGAGCGCCAAGGAGGGAAACCCUGCAGAGAUGACUGUGGAGAGGGAUGACAAACUAGCCAAGGUUUUGGAUCGUCUGGUCUUGUAUCUGCGUAUUGUGCAUUCAAUUGACUACUACAACACCUGUGAGUACCCCAGUGAGGAUGAAAUGCCCAAUCGCUGUGGCAUGAUCCAUGUUCGUGGACCCAUCCCUCCUAACCGCAUCACACAUGGUGAAGUGCAACAAUGGCAGAAGAUGAUGGAGGAGAAGCUGAGUCCUCUGUUUAGUUUAAAAGAAAUCCUGUCUGAGGAUGAGGCAGGGAAGAUGGGCCGCAAGGAUCCUGUGGAGGAGGUGGAGAAGUUUGUGAAUGCCAACACUCAAGAGCUGGGGAAGGACAAAUGGCUCUGCCCACUAAGUGGCAAGAAAUUCAAGGGCCCAGAGUUUGUACGUAAGCACAUCCUGAACAAACAUGGGGACAAAAUUGAAGAAGUGAAAAAGGAAGUGGUGUUCUUUAACAAUUUCCUGAUGGAUGCCAAGAGACCGUCGCUGCCAGAGAUGAAACUUCCUCCUCUUCCCGGCCCAGGUGAAGGUUUACUUUCUCCCAGCAUGCCAUUUCCUCCUCAAGGUCCAAUGGGCUUUGGACAGCCUCGUCCACCACUGAUGGGCUAUGGUGGUGGACCUCCUUACCCCCCCAACCAAUACGGAGGAGGCAGAGGCAACUAUGACAACUUUCGCGGACAAGGUGGCUACCUGGGGAAGCCACGCAACCUCAGAAUGUCACGCGGUGAUCCACGCAACAUCGUUGAAUAUCGUGACCUGGAUGCACCCGAUGAUAUGGACUUCUUUUAGGUUUGCUUGGUCCUUUGAGUCUUCACUCUUUGCCAGUGUUAUGCACUCGUUGCGUUUUUUGUAGUAAUUUGAUUCUUCUUCUAAAUAUUUCAUUUUGUAAUUGUGCAACAAGGACAAACUUCUGCUGUAAAUUGGUUCCUCAAUAAAGUUGUGACAAACUGCAUUAAUAUGCAUUUAUCAAAUAAAAUAAAAUUGUGUGUUACUUGAA